Molecule: messenger RNA, 735 nt
Organism: Panicum virgatum (switchgrass)
Lineage: Eukaryota; Viridiplantae; Streptophyta; Magnoliopsida; Poales; Poaceae
Exons: 1
Coding region: 146-523 (125 amino acids)
Source: RefSeq, a predicted model, not a curated record
UCUCCCAUUUCUCUCUCUCUCUCUCUCUCUCUCUCUCUCUCUCUCUUCUCACCCAGUUUCCCUCCGUGCAUGUUCUUCUAGUGAGAGAGGAGGGAGUGGUGGCUCGAGGUUGAAGAGAGCAGCGGCUGCCCAGCCCUGCCCUCCAAUGUGCUGCUACGUGGGCAAGGCGACCAAGAUCUUCGUGUGCCUCGUCGCCGCGCUCCUCGUCGCGGGCCUCGUCCUCGGCAUCGGCCUGGCCCGCCACACGUGGGGAGCCAACAGGGCCCAGCCAGACUGCCGCUGGCCCGACUGCCAGCAGCAACAGCAGGGGCCCGCGUACGGCGGCGACCCGCUCCUCCCGGCCACCGCCACCACGCCGCCGGCCAACCCGCUCACGCAGCCCGCCGUGGCUGCCUUCCCCGGUGUCGCUUCGUCGUCGUCCUCCUCCGCCGCCUCACCCGCCGCGCCCCCGCCCACGGGCGUGCCCUACUUUGGGCCGCCUGGGCCGCUCGUCGUGGGCCUCGGCCCGUCUGCUCACGCAUGAGGGGCUGAGGCAAAGCGAAUCCGAUUUUGACUUUUUUUUCUUUGGUAUUAUUAUUACUUUCCUGGAUUUAGCGUUUGAAUGCGAUUUAUUUCCUUUUUUUUGUACUCCUAUUUCUAUACUUAUUUUGGACUUGUUUCGCUGUACAAUUGCCAAAAUUACUCCGAACUUGUACCCAUUGCUUCCUCGGAUACAGCUAAAUUAAAUUAAAUUCA